Molecule: messenger RNA, 1693 nt
Organism: Rhododendron vialii
Lineage: Eukaryota; Viridiplantae; Streptophyta; Magnoliopsida; Ericales; Ericaceae
Exons: 2
Coding region: 223-1194 (323 amino acids)
Cellular component (GO): cytosol
Molecular function (GO): protein-folding chaperone binding
Source: RefSeq, a predicted model, not a curated record
AGCCUGCAACAAGUCUUUUCCAUCCAGAAUCCCUAACACACAAGAGAAUCCUCUCUCUCUCUCUCUCUCUCUCUCUUUCUCUCAUCAUCAUCUCUCACAUCAAAUCAAACUUUUUCCAAUAACCGUUUCCGCCACCCCCUGCCUCGCGCCAAAUCACCACCGCCAUCUCCUUCUUAGAGAGAGAGAGAGAGAGAGAGAGAGUGUGUGCGUGUGAACGGGAACAUGGGGGUGGAUUACUACAACAUACUGAAAGUGAACAGGAACGCGAGCGACGACGACCUGAAGAAGGCCUACCGGCGGCUGGCCAUGAUAUGGCACCCGGACAAGAACCCCGGCGCCGGCAAGGGCGAGGCGGAGUCCAAGUUCAAGCAGAUCUCCGAGGCCUACGACGUCCUCUCCGACCCCACGAAGCGCCAGAUCUACGACCUCUACGGCGAGGAGGCCCUCAAGUCCGGCCAGGUCCCACCUCCCCCCUCCUCGUCCCGCGGCGGCGGGUCCCAUCACGGUGGGCCCCACCCCAACCCCUCGUACCGGUUCAACCCGCGCGACGCCGAGGACAUAUACGCGGAGAUGUUUGGAGGGAGUAGUACGAGCAGCAGGGGGUUUAGGGAGGGGUAUUAUGGUAAUUCGGGGGCGGGGAUGGGGUUGAGGAAGGCGGCGGCAGUGGAGAAUGCGCUGCCGUGUAGUAUGGAGGAGCUUUAUAAGGGUGCCAAGAAGAAGAUGAAGAUUUCGAGGACGAUUGCGGAUUCUACCGGUAAGGUUCGGAAUGUGGAGGAGAUAUUGACCAUAGAGAUAAAACCUGGUUGGAAGAAGGGAACAAAAAUCACAUUCCCCGAAAAGGGUAAUCAAGAACCUGGUGUCAUUCCAGCAGAUCUUAUUUUUGUGGUAGAUGAGAAACCUCAUGCAGUUUUUAUGAGGGACAGUAAUGAUCUGGUCCUCAAUCAGGAAAUAUCACUUGUGGAGGCCCUCACAGGGAAAACCCUUGAGCUGACAACCCUAGAUGGAAGGAAUAUCAUUAUCCCAAUAACGGAGAUUGUUAAACCAGGGUAUGAGGUAAUUGUCUCAAAUGAAGGAAUGCCAAUAUCAAAAGAACCUAGGAGGAAAGGGAAUCUGAGAAUCAAGUUCGAUGUGAAGUACCCAUCAAGACUUACAACAGAGCAGAAAUCCGAUUUGAAGAGAGUUCUGGGUGGAUAAUUUUCAUUUAAGAAAUUUCUGGAUGACUUAUAUUAACAAAGCUAGGUAUUGCAGUUGCUGUGGGAUGUAAAUAGAGUAACUGCGGGCAAUUGAAGAAUGUGAAUACCAGGAAGAAAGUUGUAGAAGGCUUGAUGCAUUAUUAUUUUCGUGGGGCAUGGACUUCAGAGUCUUAUUUCAAGGAAUACAGGUCUAAUUGAUCUGAGUAUUGUGGUUUUUUUUGGCCUCGCUCGCAUUGUUUGGUUGCUUAUCGGGACUCUAUCUAUCUGAAGAUUGUUUUUUUCGUGUCCAGAGCAGAUGGGUAGGCAAGGUGGCUUCACUGUACCGUUAAAUGUGAUUUGAAUUUAAUGUAAUGGUUCAUUAACAGUUAAAAUCAUUGGCUUGUUUUUUGUUUUAUUUUGUUUGUGAAAGAUUGUCACACUAAUAGUUUAGCAAAACUGCUGAUUCCUUGGCUCUCCUUGGUUACUCGGUUUUUUUUUAUGACAUACAAAUAAUUGCAAUU